CUUUUUCCUCAUUAAUUAAAUGGUCCCCGCCCACGGAGAAACGUCGAAUACUAUCUUUAAUGAACGUUUCUCUCUCGCGAUGCCCGUACAGAUCGUACAGCUUCCGAAUUCAUUAAAUCGCCAUUUUACCACUCACACCAACAGUCGCGGAUUUUCCGCCUCCGCUAUACCGCGAUUACAAGCGCCGCCCUUCUCUCCGUGUUAUCGGCAUCAUCGACUGCAUCUUCGUCGUUGUGACCUUCAAUUCAAUGAAUAAACUUUAAAUACUUGUCGUGACCUUCCAUAAAUCAAUGAGUCCGAUACCGAUCUGCAAGCGUUCUCACGGAAUGCCACGUCACUUCCGAGUAGCGGCGCGUGUACAUCGCACUUAUCUCGAUAUAAACAACGAACCUCCGAAUCUGAUAUCCACUCAACGACGAGAAGCCAGACGGCGAGAAAAGUUAAAAAAAUAGCCAACGCGGAAAUCUAGCUUGCUCAAGGCUGCCUAUGGUCGCGCGGUGGGGCGAACAAUGAGACGUUCGCAAUGAUGAUCCCGGAGACAUGUAUCUAUAUAAAGGGAUCGAUUUCCCGUAGUUGCAACUACAGUAUCGAACAGUGUCGUUCUGUGUGUUCUUUAACGGGAAUAAAGCUGAUAAAACGCUUAACAUGUUCAAACUGAUUCUAAUGGCUAUCGCGGUGGUAGCGGUCACAUGCGCACCGAUGCCGGAACCGGUACCAGCACCGGCACCAGGUCCUCUGCCGCCAUUGUUGGCUCCUUACCCGGUGAUCUACACUGCACCUUACGUGAAGGUGUACCCAUAUCAACCGGUCCCCUUGGCGUAUAACCUUGGCUAUAACGGUUAUUAUAAUGGCUACUACAACAAGUUUCCAGGCUCGGCGUACGCUUACUAACAUCGAUUUGUACUAUCCAGACUAUUCAGUGGAUCACCAACACCAUCGUAGUUUUCUCGUAUAACGCGACUCACCGCAACGCGCCAAAUGAUUCUGAAUCGUGGAACAUUUCUAAAAUAAAAUAUUCUCUUGUCGCAAACGCCGCAGUGUGCUCGACUAUGACGAUCUCCAUCUGCCUUCUCUCCUACCCAUCCUCUUUUCCAGCCUACAGCCGUUAAUACUGCUUCGCGAAAGAGGAUCUCUCGUCCGAGCUUUUGGCAGACUCCGCGUUAUCGAGCGGCCCAUCAAUUUCGUACGUUUGUUCGCCGGUAAAAUUUAUGAAACAACACGCAUUAUACCGCAUAAUCGCGCUGUUCGCGGACAAGUAAUUCCGUUUUAACCCAUUAUCUGCCAACGAUACAUUUUCAGGAUAGUAUGUUAAAUUUUGAUCUCGCAUUCUGUAGUAUGCGCUAUGCCGCAAUAAACAAUUCCGCGCAAAUAAUGUGAAGCAAAUAGGAAACAGAUGUGAACAAAAGCAUAAAGCAACAAGAUUAAAUGCUCAUAACGGGAAAAAUGUUUCCCUUUUCGCGACGAUUUAUUUUGGAUCAUCUAUAAUCUUAAUGAGCCUCAGCUCCAUAACUUAUC
Molecule: messenger RNA, 1515 nt
Organism: Acromyrmex echinatior (Panamanian leafcutter ant)
Lineage: Eukaryota; Metazoa; Arthropoda; Insecta; Hymenoptera; Formicidae
Source: RefSeq, a predicted model, not a curated record